AAGCUGCUGUUCAGCUCGUGCACAGCAUUCGCGAGGCGUGGAGCUGUGAUUGUGAGCAAGAAGAGGCUCAACUCGAUCCUGCAAUAUGAUUGCCGUGCAUAAACCUUCCGACAUGCGUGACUUGAUGCGACUUGAACGGACCGGUGCCCAUUCCCACAUCCAUGGACUCGGUCUCGACGAUCAUUUCGAACCGAAGGCGGUGGGACAGGGCAUGGUUGGUCAGGUCAGUGCGCGCCGAGCCGCCGCGCUCCUACUGGAGAUGAUCAAGGAGGGAAAAAUCGCGGGAAGAGCAGCUCUCCUCGCUGGAGAACCAGGAACCGGUAAGACUGCUAUCGCCAUGGGAAUGUCGUCGGCUCUCGGUCCGGACACCCCAUUCACCUCGAUAUCCGGCUCGGAAUUCUAUUCCUUGGACAUGAGCAAGACCGAGGCGCUCAUGCAAGCCCUACGGAAGAGCAUCGGGGUACGAAUCAAGGAAGAAACCGAAAUCAUCGAAGGUGAGGUCGUUGAGAUCCAGGUUGACCGGCCGGCAACAGGCCAAGGAACGAAGGUGGGGAAACUCACUCUGAAAACGACCGAAAUGGAAACAGUUUACGACCUUGGCACGAAAAUGAUCGAGUCCAUGCUCAAAGAAAAAGUCGUUGCCGGAGACAUAAUUUCGAUCGACAAGGCGACGGGAAAAGUCACCAAGCUGGGCCGAAGUUUCACCAAAGAACGCGAUUACGAUGCUUCGGGACCGCAGUCGAAGUUCGUCCAGUGCCCUGAAGGCGAGCUGCAGAAGCGCAAGGAGGUCGUGCACACGGUUACCUUGCACGAAAUCGACGUAAUCAACUCACGCACCCAUGGCUUCCUCGCUCUGUUCAGCGGCGACACCGGUGAGAUCAAGACCGAAGUUAGGGAACAGAUCAACGCGAAGGUAUCCGAGUGGCGCGAGGAAGGAAAGGCCGACAUCGUUCCUGGUGUUCUGUUCAUCGACGAAGUCCACAUGCUCGACAUCGAGUGCUUCAGUUUCCUGAAUCGGGCUCUCGAAAGCGAUUUGGCACCGAUUCUUGUCAUGGCCACUAACCGAGGCCUGACGAAAGUUCGAGGAACCGAGUACGAGUCUCCCCAUGGUAUACCGAUGGACCUCCUCGAUAGAGUGCUCAUCAUUUCGACUGUCCCGUAUACAGAGAAGGAGAUCAAGCAGAUUCUCAAAGUUCGAUGUGAGGAGGAAGAUGUCAACAUGCAAGACGACGCUCUGAACAUCCUGACGAAGAUCGGGACCGAAACUUCGCUGCGUUACGCAAUUCAACUGAUAACGACCGCCCAGCUGGUGGCGCAAAAAAGGGGCGCAUCUGAGGUUUCGUUGGCGGAUAUAAAACGAGUUUAUUCUAUGUUUGUCGAUGUCAAGCGGUCACAAGGCUACCUUGACGAAUACCAAUCCGAGUUGCUCUACCAUCAGGCGUAGAUCAGGAAGCAACAUCCGUGUAUAAUAUCAUGAAUCAAUUUCUGUGUAUAAUAUUAUUAUCAUUACCGUGUCAAAUAAAAGCCAUCUGGCAACAAAU
Molecule: messenger RNA, 1541 nt
Organism: Galendromus occidentalis (western predatory mite)
Lineage: Eukaryota; Metazoa; Arthropoda; Arachnida; Mesostigmata; Phytoseiidae
Gene: rept
Product: RuvB-like helicase 2 rept
Exons: 1
Coding region: 86-1444 (452 amino acids)
Molecular function (GO): ATP binding; ATP hydrolysis activity; ATP-dependent activity, acting on DNA
Source: RefSeq, a predicted model, not a curated record